This is a messenger RNA of Vigna umbellata (rice bean), 2553 nucleotides long. NCBI's taxonomy places the organism in Eukaryota, Viridiplantae, Streptophyta, Magnoliopsida, Fabales, Fabaceae. The record is from RefSeq and is a predicted model, not a curated record.
UGUUAGAAAUUGUACAAAAAGAUGUUUUUGAUGUAGAUCUGUUUUGUAAUACUUUAAUAUAUCUAACAGACCCUUUGAAAUCUGAAGCCCCUAUCUUGUAUCAACCACAUACUGUUCUACCUUCAUGUUGAAUUAAUUGACGCGUAAACUGAUAGAAAGUUUUUAAGACUGCAUUUGACAAAGAUUUCUAGCCUUAAUGGAGCGCUUGGGGUUUGUGAAAUGAUAAACUUUCUUCUUGGGGCAAGGAGUCAGGACUGCUGUUGUGUUGUCAGUUGCACAGAGUUGAUCUGCUGGUUUUGAAGCAGAUUUCAAUAAUGAUUCUUUCUGCUCUUCUAACUUCAGUUGGAAUUAACCUUGGGCUAUGUUUUAUAUUUUUCACCCUCUACUCUAUAUUGAGAAAACAACCUUGUAAUCUUAUCGUCUAUGCUCCACGCUUAGUUUCUGAAAGAAAACGUGAAGAGGGUGGUCAAUCUAACUUGGAACGUUUAUUAGCUUCUACUGAUUGGGUGAGAAAUGCCUGGGAGACCUCUGAAGAAGAAUUUUUAUCAACUGCAGGCUUAAACGCUUUUGUCUUUAUGCGCAUAUUUGUCUUCAGUUUUAAAAUAUUUACUUUUGGUGGAAUUGUGGGGCUACUCAUUCUUCUGCCAAUUAAUUGUAUGGGGAGUCAGCUUCGUGAUAACUCUGAUUUUCAAAACAAGUCUUUGGAUUCCUUCAGCAUUUCUAAUGUUAACAAUGGUUCAAACAGGUUAUGGAUCCACUUUUGUGCCGCAUAUGUCUUCACUGGAGUUGUCUGCAUUCUUCUCUAUUAUGAGUAUGAGUAUAUUUCAUCAAAAAGAAUUGCUUGUUUCUAUUCAUCCAAGCAUGAGCCUCAUCACUUUACUAUAUUAGUAAGAGGUAUUCCUGUUCCAGUUGGAAGCAAUUGCACCGAUAUUGUUGAGCAGUUCUUCCAGGAAUAUCAUCCUUCUACUUAUCAUUCACAUGAGGUUGUUCGUAGAAGCAGUAAACUUCAAAUUCUAAUUACAGAUGCAGAGAGACUGUACAAAAGGCUUACCCACCUGAAGAAUAAAGACAACACUCCUCAACGGCAAAGGCGUGAUGGAUGUUUGGGACUUUUUGGCCAUAAAGUUGAUAUGUUAGAUCAUUAUGAAAAGACAUUAGGAGACAUUGCGGAUAAUGUGAGAAUAGAACAGUGUUCGUUGGCAGGAAAGGAAGUUCCAGCUGCCUUUGUCACAUUUAAGUCACGAUUUGGUGCUGCAAUAGCUCUAAACAUUCAAGAAAGUGUCAACCCCACACACUGGAUUACUGAGCAAGCUCCAGAGCCUCAAGAUGUUUAUUGGCCUUUCUUUACCGUUUCAUUCCUCAAAAGAUGGAUCGGCAAGGUGGUAGUUUUUGUUGCCUGUACUUCUAUUACUUUUCUCUUUUUGAUCCCAGUUGCAAUAGUACAAGGUCUUACCCAUCUUGAUCAGUUGGAAACCAUGUUCCCUGCUCUGAAAAACAUAUUGAGAAUGGCAGUUGUCAGCCAAGUUAUAACAGGAUACCUUCCCAUUCUGAUUCUUCAGAUGUUUCUGUCUGUUGUGCCACCUAUUAUGAUUAUGCUUUCAUCUUUGCAAGGAUACAUAUCAUGGAGUCAAAUACAAAAAAGUGCAUGCACUAAAGUAUUAUGGUUUACUAUAUGGAACAUUUUCUUUGCAAAUGUAUUAUCAGGGUCAGCUUUCUAUCGAUUGACGGUUUUUCUUGAGCCCAAAGAGUUUCCCAGAGUACUAGCUGAAGCUGUACCAGCACAGGCCUCAUUCUUCAUAGCAUAUGUUGUGACAUUCGGAUGGACUAACAUAGCAUCAGAACUCUUUCAAUUGAUUCCACUUCUUUACAACUAUAUUAAAGUAAUUUUUUAUGGAGAUGGCGACACAGAUGAUUUUGAGGCACCAUCAAUUCCUUACCACAGUGAAAUUCCCAGGAUUCUUUUCUUUGAUCUUCUUGGUGUUACAUAUUUCAUCCUUGCUCCUCUAAUACUUCCAUUUCUCUUAGUCUACUUUUGUUUGGGAUACAUCAUUUAUCGCAACCAGCUCUUAAAUGUUUAUGUGGCAAAGUACCAUACUGGAGGAGAGUUUUGGCCUACAGUGCACAACUACACAAUUUUUUCAUUGAUACUGAUGCAUAUUAUAGUAAUUGGGAUAUUUGGGCAGAAGCAGCUUCCACUUGCAUCUGCUUUAAUUCUGCCUCUUCCUAUUUUUACUCUUCUAUUCAAUGAGUAUUGCCGGAAACGCUUCUUGCCUAUUUUCAAGUCUUAUCCUAUGGAAUGUUUGAUCAAGAAGGACAGAGAAGAUCAAAAUGACCCUAACAUGUCUGAAUUUUAUGAUAAGUUGGCCAGUGCAUAUAAUGAUCCAGCUUUGAUGCCAAUCAAAUAUUCAGGAAGGUGUUGUAAUAGCCCCUGGCUUCCUCUACUUAACUCAAAAGUUUAAGUUCAUAAUUAGCUUCUUAUGGCUUCACUUGUAAGUAACAUUGUAGAGUUUAACAGAUUGUUUGUUAUGCUAAGACAAUGUACCUUCAUCUUCU